AGCUAAAAUGACUAAAAGCCUCCAUUAAAAUCUCUCUCUCUCUCUCUCGUACGCAAGGUAUGGCUUGGAUAUUCCCAAUAAAAACUAGCUGCUUUCCUUCUCAUGUUUUUACAACAUUCUUUUCCUCUACUCUGCAAUUUCCAUCCUCUCGUCUCCCGUUCUCGCCGGAGUUCACGGGGAAGUUCUCGAGGAUCCGAUGUGAGUUCGAAGUAAAAGGAAAUGGUGCUCUCUUUGGCGACACAGACCCCCGUUCUAUCGACCGACAAAAAGCAUUGGAAGCAGCAAUGAACGACAUAAACAAUUCAUUUGGAAAAGGAAGCGUUACAAGAUUGGGAAGUGCUGGUGGAGCUCUAGUUGAAACUUUUCCAAGUGGCUGUUUGACAUUAGACAUUGCCCUGGGUGGUGGCCUUCCAAAAGGGAGAAUUGUAGAGAUAUUUGGUCCAGAGAGUAGUGGUAAGACUACACUAGCACUCCAUGCGAUUGCAGAAGUACAGAGACUAGGAGGCAAUGCCAUGCUUGUUGAUGCAGAGCAUGCUUUUGAUCCAGCAUAUUCAAGGGCUUUGGGAGUGGAUGUUGAAAAUUUGAUUGUUUGCCAACCUGAUAGUGGGGAGAUGGCAUUGGAAACUGCGGAUCGUAUGUGCAGAUCUGGUGCCAUAGAUCUCAUCUGUGUUGAUUCGGUCUCAGCUCUAACCCCACGAGCUGAAAUUGAAGGGGAGAUUGGGAUGCAACAAAUGGGUCUGCAAGCACGCCUCAUGAGCCAAGCUUUGCGUAAAAUGUCAGGCAAUGCCUCAAAAGCCGGAUGUACUCUCAUUUUCUUGAACCAAAUAAGACACAAGAUUGGGGUGUUUUAUGGGAAUCCUGAAGUUACCAGUGGAGGAAUUGCUUUAAAGUUCUUUGCUUCACUUCGUCUUGAGAUACGCCCUACAGGGAAGAUAAAGUCUGUUAAAGGUGAUGAAGAUAUUGGGGUUAGAGUACGUGCCAGAGUGCAAAAAAGCAAGGUGUCAAGGCCCUACAAGCAAGCAGAGUUUGACAUCAUAUUUGGAGAAGGUGUAAAUAAACUGGGUUGCAUAUUGGAUUGUGCUGAAAUGAUGGAUGUUGUGGUAAAGAAGGGUUCCUGGUACAGCUAUGGGGAACAUAGGUUGGGACAGGGUAGAGACAGAGCUCUACAAUUCUUGAGAGAGACCCCUCUCAUUAGCAAUGAAAUAGAGAAGGCAGUUCGGUCGAUGAUGACAGAAGGAAGCGGACUAGCAAGCCCCACAUACAUCAAGCAGUCGCUACCAAGUGAAGAUGAAAUGUUUCAUGAAACAUAAUAAAACGGAAAAAUCCAAUAGUUCUCCAGAUUUUCUUUUCAGGCAGGUCUCAUUUGACUUGGGAGGACAGCACUGGUUGGAAACCUCAGUGCUGGUUGUGGUGAUUUAAGCGUAUCAAGUCUAUUUGGGUGGGUUGGGCGAUAUUGUUGAUGGAUAGUUAGAAAAUCCAAUUUAUUUAUUGUAACUGGUAUGUUAAACUAAAUGAUGUACAAUUGAAGAAAAAGGUAUUGUAAGUUAGAAAUAUGUCAUUUAUUUUUGCCUUGAAUGUUUUGAAUCUCUGCUAUUUUGUAAUUUUCUUUUUGCUAGUAUUGCCUCUCGCCAUUUGGGAUUGGGAUCCUUGUUGAUA
Molecule: messenger RNA, 1656 nt
Organism: Nelumbo nucifera (sacred lotus)
Lineage: Eukaryota; Viridiplantae; Streptophyta; Magnoliopsida; Proteales; Nelumbonaceae
Gene: RECA1
Product: recA DNA recombination family protein
Biological process (GO): DNA repair
Molecular function (GO): single-stranded DNA binding; ATP binding; ATP hydrolysis activity
Source: RefSeq, a predicted model, not a curated record